AUGCGUUUCCUUUCAGCUACAUUGGCAUGGGUGAUAAUAGUCGUGCUGAUAGCUCUCAAUCCGACACCUGCGUCAGCGGUUCGCAACGCAUUCAACUUCUCUCCCAUGCCUGCUGGAAAGGUGGACCCGCGCAUGCUUGCUGGGAAGUUGCGCCCGGGCACGCCUGCUGGAAAGGUGGACCCGUGCAAGUCCAACCCGAAAGCAAACCCCGCGUGCGAUCCGUUCUGGGAGGACGUGGCCGUCAAGUACUCGCCGCAGUACAAGUUCCACCCGCUCGAGACCAUCUGGCCAAUCACGAUCGACGAGUACCUCAAGCACGUGACUGCCUCCAAAGGUUUUUAUACUGCGGGUGGUAAACAGCAGGAGGUUACAUACCAGGAGGGCCCGAUCACUCUCGACAACCUCAAUACAUUGCUGGAGAAUGUGAAUCUGAAGAGCGAGUUUAAAAAUACUGUCCUGUGGACUGGGGAUAAGUUAAGCUGGGCGAGCGACCCGGCACGCAACCCGAAGAACGGAGGCACGAAGCUGUACACCGUCAUUUACAAUCCGAAACCCGGCGACAAGAACUCGUUUGUGGAGAUUCAGUAUUGGCUCUUCUACCCUUACAACUAUGUCAACCGCGCUGCUGGGGAUUCGAACCACGUGUCGGACCUGGUGGCGAUUGCAAUUCGUUUCUCAAAGACCGGCCAGCCGCAGCGCAUUUGGUACGCGCAGCACGGCCACGGCCCCGUGUGGGCGUGGGACCAAGGGGCUGACUGGGCCGACAAAAAGUCAAAGAAGAAGUUUGCUACGGUGUUGGGAACGCUUCCCAUUGUGUAUGUCUCCAAGGAUAACCAUGAGCAUUACACUGGAGUUGGUGAUUUCAAUUGCAUUGUCCUUUGUUUCGAUCGCACGGCCAACGGACUCGCAUGGGCCCCCUUUGACAACCCGAAGUCCGCAUUCGAGUUUGUGCACGUGAAGAGCGAAAUGUCCGAUUUCAUGCCGAAUGCAGCCAGGGCGAAGCUAUUCACGGGGAGAAACAAGUGGAUGGCUUUCAAUGGGAAACUUGGUGGAUUUUUUGCGAAGAUGCCGUUCCCCUACACAUCGGGACUCAAAACUGGAGUGAGCGCGAUAUCUUCCAGAAGGACCAGGGGCAGUUCACUGCCAAACUAA
Closterium sp. Yama58-4 is the source of this 1152-nucleotide messenger RNA. NCBI's taxonomy places the organism in Eukaryota, Viridiplantae, Streptophyta, Zygnematophyceae, Desmidiales, Closteriaceae. The record is from the annotation of a GenBank genome assembly.